Messenger RNA from Anopheles stephensi (Asian malaria mosquito), 2875 nucleotides. RefSeq lists its product as uncharacterized. Gene Ontology annotation, biological process: receptor guanylyl cyclase signaling pathway; intracellular signal transduction; cGMP biosynthetic process. The record is from RefSeq and is a predicted model, not a curated record. NCBI's taxonomy places the organism in Eukaryota, Metazoa, Arthropoda, Insecta, Diptera, Culicidae. The coding region runs from base 1 to 2460 and encodes 819 amino acids. The transcript is spliced from 7 exons. Gene Ontology annotation, molecular function: guanylate cyclase activity; peptide receptor activity.
AUGAUAACAUUAUCUACACUGCUACCGACUGCGAUCGGCAUCGGCAGUGCAUCCUGUCGUGCCGGCACGGGGCUUUCCGGCUUUGGCAGCCUAAUUAGUGACAUCGGGUAUCAAGCCGCGGCACGCCGGCAUCAACUCUCGGCCCGUAUCGGUUCCAUCGAUGACGGCGACGAGGACGACCACGACGAUGACGACGAUGACGACGACGGCGAGAGCAAAGCUCCUGAUGGCACGAGUGCUAGGCGAGAUUUUGAAUGCACGUCACACCGUGCCACACUGUUGGAGUGCAAAAUCGAUUGGUCCAGAAUCAUCAUCGAGCGAUUGAAGGAUUACAAUCAUCAUAUAGCGACACCAUUCGCAUACCGUCGCCGUACGAAGCUGGAGCGAACACAGGUGACCGUGCAUCCACCACCGGACGAUCCCGUCCUCACCGAGAAACCGCUGACCGUUGGCCCGCUCUACCCAGGCGGGGGCAGUGCAGCACCUAAAACGAGAGGGUCUCGAUGUCCCUUCGAGCUGGACCGUCUUGUGGCCGGUGGCGGUGGCGGAGGUCCCGGCGAGCUGUCCCGAGUGCGGGACUUGUCGCUGAAAUCUUCACCCUCGGUCGCCACGUCCACCUCGAGACAGUCGACGUCCUGCUCGGAUGUGGCGCUCGAGCGGGAGGUGACGAUGUACGGGUGCUUCAAAUUCAAUCCCAGUUCAAGGAACGCACGGAAGCUGUUCAUGACACACAUGCUGAUUGUGCUGCUCAUACCGAUAGCAUCGGUCGUAAUGCAAAACAUGAUACUGCUUCAGCAACACGUGAAAUCCUACAGCGAAACCGUUCUGUCCAACGAGGAAAUGGGACUAACGAUUAACAUAACGCGCCUGCUGAACGUUAUCCAGCACGAGCGCAUGAGUCUCGUGUUUUACAUGCUGACGGGCCAGAAUCGAUCGCAGGUGGACCGCUCCAUCGAAAACACCAACGAUGCCCUCGGCCAUCUUCGCGAGGAUCUUAAUUAUCUGCUGCCGGCGGGCAUCGCCAAUCAAACGCUGAUUGCGGAAAUGAGCAAAGCUAGGAAUGUUAUGCUUGGGGUCAUUGAUCCGGAGAACGAGACGUUUACCGGGCUGGACUAUUUCGAGCCGUAUAAUGCGCUCAACCAGUACGUCAUUAGUCAGAUCGUACGAAGCACCGGCACGUCCAUCAGCUCCACCGUCUGGCGUCAGUUCGUGGUGUACAAAAAUCUGAUCGAAGCCAUCGAAAGCAUCAACAUUGCGGCGAUCCUUGUGCUGCAGUUCAUGCGCAACGGAUAUCUGGGCCUGACCGAUUACGCACAAUUCAUACGGCGCGAUGCGGCCGCCCUGGACUACAUCGCCUCGGCACAGAACUUUAUGACGUCGCUCAACAUCAUUUCGGGCGCCGAGUUUCAGGUGAUGCACUAUUGGCGCAACCAGGUGCUGAUCAACAUGUCGGCCGCGUAUCGUAAGGACGCGCUGAUGGAGUACUACUGGUCGGUGACGACCAUCCUGAAGAAUCUGCAGAUGGUGCAGGAUCAGAUACAGACCGAUGUGAAGGAAACGAUACUGGAGGAAAUCGACAGCGCUAGGAGGCAUCAAUCGAUCUCAAUCGCGCUGGUUGUGGUGAUCUUUAUCAUAAGCCCUAUAUUGGUGCUGAUGAUACGCGUCGCUACCAGUACGAUACAAAACUACUCCACCAAACUGAUGGUUCGCACGAUGGAGCUGCGCAUGGAGAAGGGCAAAUCGGACCGGCUGCUCUAUCAGAUGCUACCACCGGCAGUAGUCAAGCAGCUGAAGCAACAGCGCCAAGUACCGGCGGAAACGUUCGAUGCUGUGACCAUAUUUUUCAGCGACAUCGUCGGAUUUACCGACAUUUCGGCCAGCAGCAGUGCGAUGGAGGUGGUCAUCAUGCUGAACACGCUGUAUCGUCUGUUCGAUUCGAUCAUACUGAAGUACGACGUGUACAAGGUGGAAACGAUCGGUGACGCGUACAUGGUCGUGUCUGGGUUGCCGCAGCGCAACGGAGACCGACACGCGGGAGAAAUAGCGAUGAUGUCGCUGGAUUUGGUGUGCGGCAUUUCAGGAUUUACCAUACCGCAUAUGAACAACAGGACGCUGGAGAUUCGCGUCGGCAUCAACACGGGUCCGUGUGUGGCCGGGGUCGUCGGUACCACCAUGCCGAGGUACUGUCUGUUUGGAGAUACCAUAAACACGGCUUCUCGCAUGGAAUCGACCGGGGAGCCUAUGAAAAUUCAUAUCUCGGAAAGCACCAAGGAGGUUCUGGAUAAACUGGGUGGGUUUAAAAUCAAACUGCGUGGAACGGUCGAUGUGAAGGGUAAGGGAACGAUGCAGACGUUCUGGUUGACGGGGCACGCGCUGUAUGAGCAUCUCACGCCGGAUAUGCUUAUACCGAUGUACAAGCAAAACGUAGUCACAGAACCUGAUUUCCUUCAAAUAAUCUAGAGAUUAGACGCCGAUCGAGGCACACACCAAAAAGCAAUCCUAGAAUCACACAAAAGGAGCGGUUAGUAUGAUAGUAUAAAAAAUAGUUUCAUUAGUGUAAAAUCUAGUCAAUCAACGAAUUGUAGAAUGUUGUAAGGAGUUGGAGUGUACAUCCUUUUCAGCCGUAAGCUGUUUUUUCCCAAGAAGCUUUAAGUGUAGGUGAUGAAAGAGAACAUAAACUGUAGAAAAAGUGUGAAACAACUUCAGUUUUCUGAUAUAAAGUGUUAAAUUUUAAAUAUGUUUGCUCUUACCACCGUUUUAUUCCAAUAGAAAUUGUGUAGACUGCAAUGGUAGACACAAGAAGUUGAAUGUUGAUGAACAAUACUGAUUUAUCGUGUGCAAAUAAAGUGCAAUAAUUUUGAAAUAGAAUAACUAA